GCGCAUAUUUCUUCUCGUCCGGGGAUUCUCCGUACGCUACACAACUGGUUUGGCAAUUCAGUUUCGGUUUACCCUCGGAGCUCUUGAGUGCGCGCGAACCCAACUACCCUCUACUGUGUGAAAAGUUUCCCUUUGAAUGAGUGUUUUUUUUUCGGCAAGAGUGCCAUUUGCAAGGGGGAAGAAACUAGUUUAAUUACGUCAUAACAGUAAUUACUAUUAGGGGAACGGCAUUGGACUGUGUUGUGCUACGCUUCGCUUCACAAUAGAAGUAACACACGACGUGCGAGAACUACGUUUUUGCAAUCUAAGUUGAAGGAAUAUUGUAUUGUGGAUUUGCAAAACCAAGUGAGUUUAUUUGCUGACGAAGUUAAUUGGAAGAAAUCGAUCUACGAUGUUGGUUGCCUGCCUCCAGAUCGACAUUUUCCUCCCAUCCGGACCUGAACACCAGCUGCAGCAUCCUCAUCAUCGUCUGCAUCAUAUGCAUCGCCUGCAUUGAGUAAGACCAGCGUGUGGAACAAAUACUACUGAGAGACAGAGAGAAACUGCAUUCUCUCGGAUACGAGAUAGCAACAGCUUGGAAAUCCCCAGGAAAACUAGAUCGAUUCAGUCGCUGAGCAACAGCCGCGAACUCAAGAUCGUUUUCUUCGCGCCGUAGUCGUCGUCGUCGUCGCCUUCUUAGUUGCAGUCACCUUCGGAUUGCACUUUUCAUAUCUUCUUUCGUCACACUCUUACACACCCCGUCCGAUCUUUCGUCUCUUUCGGCAACGUGAUCGCGAGAAGAGGAGCAUCGACCGUGGAUAUGGCUCAAACGAUGAUGGCACAAGUAUUGUCAAUACCUCGAGACUUCACCGAUAACAAAGUUAAAGAGGAAAAUUCCUACGGGCAGACCGGAUCGUCGGUGCCGAUUUCGUACCACACGGAGGUUUCCCGGCUAGAGUCGUUCCGGGACUGGAUGGUGCCCUUCAUCAGCAAGACUGAACUGGCCCGGUACGGGUUCUACUAUGUUGGGCCAAACGACAUGGUAAAAUGUUACUUCUGCCGAGUGGAAAUCGGCCUGUGGGAACAGAACGAUAAUGUCCUUUCGGAACAUCUAAGAUGGUCCCCGUACUGUCCCCUGCUGCGCAAACGACAAACAAACAAUGUUCCGAUCGAUGCUAGUUUUCUGGAUCAGCUACCGGAACCUAGCUACGACACUUGUGGUAUUAGGAUAAGAGAAAACUCCGUUGCGGAAAAUGCCUAUUCCUCGUCGGAUCGAAGCAGUAGCGGUUCGCUUACGUCGCCACCUAGCUCGCUUACGUCCGAGUCUAGUAUGGCAUCGAAUGGACCAGUCGUUCAGCAACUAGUAGCUCAGGCAUCCAUGCCCCAACAGAAACGACCGGAAUAUCCAAACUACGCCAUCGAAGCCAAACGUCUGGAAAGCUACGAAGAUUGGCCAAAGUUUAUGAAACAGAAACCUAAGGAACUAAGUGACGCCGGAUUCUUUUACACCGGCAAAAGUGAUCGUGUCAAGUGCUUCAGCUGUGGCGGUGGCCUCAAGGACUGGGAAGCUGAAGAUGAACCCUGGGAACAGCAUGCCAUGUGGUAUAGUAACUGUGAGUACCUGAAACUAAUGAAGGGCGAAGCAUACAUCGCUCAGUGUUUGGCCAAGAAGGAGAGCUCUUCGGAACAGCCCGGCUCGGAUGUUGGCCCGUCCAAUUCCCCCCAACCCUCAACUUCCGGAGUGGCAUCCGCGGCUACAUCCUCGCUUCAGUCAUCGCCGGCGUCUAGCUUUACCGCCUCGGCCGAAGAAGAAAAUACCGCCAUGGUCGGGUGCAGUAGUGAUGAAGAUGAACCAAAUAGAAAACAAGACACCAGUCGGACUUGCAAAAUCUGUUAUGUUAAUGAGUACAAUACGGCAUUUUCGCCCUGUGGUCAUGUGGUAGCUUGUGCUAAGUGUGCUUCGUCUGUAACAAAGUGCCCGCUGUGCCGGAAACCUUUCACCAAUGUGAUGAGGAUCUAUUUGAUGUGAGAUCCUUAAUAUUCGAUUGCAGGUUUCACGGCGGUCCUGGGAAACAGGAAUUCAGAUAAGCACUCACAGUGCAUUCUGCAUCUGUACGUUCGAAUGCACGAAUCCCGUACGAAAGAAGAAAAAAGAGUAGGACACGGUUUUUUUUUUCUGAAUUAGUCGGUUUUCAAUUGACAUCUCACUGAGGCGCGACACAAAAAAAAAGAAGUUUUACUUUAGGUCCGUUCUAACUCUACAUGUACAUAAAUCAUAAAAUUAAAAUGAUAUCUAAAAAGAGUA
Molecule: messenger RNA, 2284 nt
Organism: Aedes albopictus (Asian tiger mosquito)
Lineage: Eukaryota; Metazoa; Arthropoda; Insecta; Diptera; Culicidae
Gene: Diap1
Product: death-associated inhibitor of apoptosis 1
Exons: 2
Coding region: 800-2008 (402 amino acids)
Biological process (GO): regulation of cell cycle; positive regulation of protein ubiquitination; positive regulation of canonical Wnt signaling pathway
Cellular component (GO): cytoplasm; nucleus
Molecular function (GO): cysteine-type endopeptidase inhibitor activity involved in apoptotic process; ubiquitin protein ligase activity
Source: RefSeq, a predicted model, not a curated record